GAGUCAGACUGACUUGAAGAGACUUCCAGCAACCCUGCGACUAAUCAAAACCUGACUGAACCUGACUCCUCACUCACUACUUACACUGAUAGUUGUCCAGAAAAGUAGACUGAGGUGGUUAAGUUCUCCAGAAAGUAUUGGAGAUCAGGCAACCUUGCUGAUCAAGAUCAGACAUACUCAAGACUGAAGAGCCACAGGUCACUAAGAAACAACAGAAGUCUGUGCCACAGAGCGUAAAGAUGCAGGAGAAAGGCUUCUUCAUCCAAAGGAAAGCAGCAGUAGCACUGUGCAUUGUGCUGCUAGUGCUGGCUCAGCAGGUGUGUGCAGGCCCGUUGGUCCAACAGCUCCAGUCCAACUCUGACCAGAAGGCAGAUUCAAGCCGGGUCCACACACUGAAGAGGAUAGCUCGGAUGACCCCGCUGUGGAGGAUCAUGAACAGUAAACCAUUUGGAGCUUACUGCCAGAACAACUAUGAAUGCUCCACGGGACUCUGCAGGGCGGGACACUGCUCCACCAGCCACCGUGCCCCCUCAGAGACUGUGAACUACUAGACGUCCCAGGACACAACCAGCGUGUUUACAUGAGUCUACAGCCAUAAUCUUUAUGAGGGGUUCUCUUAGAUGGGGAUAUGCACUUAUCCAGGUCUUUUUUUUUAUUUUAAAAACAGUUUUGUAUUUAUACGCACCAAUACGUUUCUGAUGAUAUCUAAAUGUUUAUAUGAAUGUACUCAGCAGGUAGUUAGCCAACAAAAGGCAUAUCGGGGGGGAAUAUUGAUGUAUUUCAAAUAGUAACAUGAGAGUUAUCAUUUAAAUUAAGAUAGCAGGAGAUGGGUGAGGCAGUGGUGUAAAGUGAAAUAAUGUAAGCGGGGAGUCAUUUAGCCUUUUAUUACAUGAUAGGAUGUGAUGCGAUCACCCAAAACCAUUUCCUGGUUUUGAACGAGGGUGAAGAAGAACUAAAUAGACUUGUUCCUUACUGCUACGGACCAAAAUCUUUCAGCCCUGAUCUCAAAGCUGAGACACAAUGACAACAAAAGAAAACAUUUUUAAUCUUAGAGGCUCUGUACUGUCAGUUACCGUGGCCUUGUCUCCACAAAUGAUGAUUUAGUCUGAUUUCUGCGUGUCUUGUCAACAAGGUUGCAUUGGCAACAGAACAUCGUGUAACUGAUCUCAUGACGUCUGACAUUGACAUAAUGUUUUUAAUAAACUAUUAUUAACACUUUUUUAAAAAUAUAGCUGUGCGCUAUAGACAGCUGUCUUCAGACAUAGACAAAAUUUGUUUUACAUCCUCAUGACCGAACUGGUUACUUCAUGAAGGUCUGACAAAUAUUUCAUUUUAGCAAUGAGGCUCUUUAUCUGUUGUUUUUCUUUUUGUAACAAAUAACGGUGGGUGGAGCAGGGAGCUGUGUAAACUGCAAGGGAGGCUGUGAGCCUUUCAUACGCUCCUGACCUCUACAUAUUUCUAGAUUUUGUCACCACUGCGUCGUGUUGUGUUGUAUUUGAUAAGCUAUCACUUGAAUGUGUCCUUAGAAAGUCUAAUCAUUCCACUACUACUGUGAAAACACACAUGGUUCCUCUUUUCCCCCAAGAGGAAUCAUUUGGUUUAGUUUGCUGCCGACACACCAUCUUUUAACAGUUAAUUAUUUAAAUAAUGAGUUACACCUACAUCUGCUAGUAACCAGCAGGAAUAUCAACAAUACUAGACACAUUUUCACAACCGACCAAUAGUAAAAAGUAAAUGACAUUGUAGCUGACUUUUAAUUUUUGAAUGCCACUUAUAGUGUGUUUGACUUCCAGAAAUUUCAGGAAUUGUUAGGUCACCCGUAUCAAUCCAACCCAACACCCAAUAGACAUGUCCUUUGGCCAAAAACGAAAAAAUUUACCUGUUUUCACUUAAUUAAAGUACCCAAACAACUGUAAAAUUAGGGGAUCACAGCCAACUGUCGGAGGCAAAAAGUGUUAAAGAGCUAGAAGGAGAAAAGUAGGGAAAAGGGUGUAAAAGAAAAUGUCCUGUGGUGCAAAAAGGAAAGGAGAAAAGAUAAGACGAAGCAAACAGAAGGAGCAGAGGUUACAAAAUAUCGAUGCAAUGCUCGAGCGCCCUCAACAUUUCAACAUCUUCAUGUUUUUUAUUUGAGUUUUAUUAUUUUGAAGGUUAUAUUUAAAGUAGGCAGAGCGUCCCGUCAACAUUUCCAAGCACGUCUGCCGAGUUCAGAAUUACUCAACCACAAACUAAUACUUCUGAAUACACUCAACAUUAUUCACAAUGUAUGUAAUGCAUGCAUGUUGAUUUGGUGUAAUGCAGUGAUUCUUUGGUACUUUAUUUAUUUUUUAUCAAUGUCAAAAAUGUACUCAUCAUUUUAUUUAGUUUAUAUAUAUAUAUCUUUUUGAUUAUCCAGUGGGAACUUUCAGAUAUCUACUUGCUCAGUCAAUCUUAAAUUUGUAACCACUAACAAAUUUAACAAAUGUCUUGGCUAAGUGUACAAAUGUUGGCAACAGAGUCUUAAUUACAAGCUGCACAGUCUUUUUUUGCACAUCCAUCUCCUAAAAUUGAUUGACUCGCCUGCAUAGUUUACGUCAUGCACAGAGCAGGUGGUUGCUGAUGUUUUGUCCACUCAGCAUGUUGGAAAAAUGUUUAGGAUUGCACUUUUAAACUCAAAUGAUCUUUGUACUGUGUAUCGUCUGCUGUAUUACUUACAUGUAGAAGGCUGGAGAAAAAGUGGAAUAAAAGCAUUUAAAUAAA
Molecule: messenger RNA, 2736 nt
Organism: Micropterus dolomieu (smallmouth bass)
Lineage: Eukaryota; Metazoa; Chordata; Actinopteri; Centrarchiformes; Centrarchidae
Gene: leap2
Product: liver-expressed antimicrobial peptide 2
Exons: 3
Coding region: 240-551 (103 amino acids)
Biological process (GO): antimicrobial humoral immune response mediated by antimicrobial peptide; defense response to bacterium
Source: RefSeq, a predicted model, not a curated record